Striga hermonthica is the source of this 570-nucleotide messenger RNA. The record is from the annotation of a GenBank genome assembly. Lineage: Eukaryota; Viridiplantae; Streptophyta; Magnoliopsida; Lamiales; Orobanchaceae.
AUGUCUUCUUCUUCGAGCAGCGGCCUAACUUUCAAGCUCCAUCCCCUCGUCAUUGUCAACAUCUCCGAUCACUACACUCGGGUCAAGUCCCAGUACCUUCCGCCUCCGGAUGCCCGCAACGGUGGCGAAAAUUCAGUGGUCUCUCUUCCAUCGCCGCCGCGCGUGUACGAAUGCGUCAUCGGCGUCCAGCGCGGCCGCAUCGUGGAGAUCUUCAACAGCUUCGAGCUUAUUGAUCAUAGAAAGAUCCUAAUUUCUGAAAACCACAUGGAAGCUGAAAGAAUAUCUGUUGAUCAUGUCGCCCAUCUUAAGCCAUCUGAUGGGGGUUCAGCUGCAACUCAAUUGGCUGCUCACCUUACUGGCAUACACAGUGCAAUUAAGAUGCUGAAUAGCAGGAUCCGGGUGCUUCAUCACUAUCUUCUUGCCAUGCAGAAAGGUACUAUGUGCAUUUUAUUUCUUUUCUUCUAUGGAGAGAAUAUUCAAGAAUAUAAUGACACUCUGUUGAUAAUGUAUCUGGCAAUGUUCACCAACUGUUCAAGCUCGUUCAUCGAGCUGGUCGACAAAUUCAAGUAG